ACGCAGUCAGACGGUUCCAUAUCUCUUUGAAAAUUAGCAUAGCUUAGUCAAUAAAUACCUCUGUUUAGUAUGCUAUAACCAUUGAAUGUUUUUCUAGCAUCAUCAUGCCUGAACCAGCGAAGUCCGCGCCUAAGAAAGGUUCCAAGAAGGCCGUUGCGAAGACCGCCGGCAAAGGAGGAAAGAAGCGCAAGAGGUCCAGGAAGGAGAGCUAUGCUAUCUACGUCUAUAAAGUGAUGAAACAGGUUCAUCCUGAUACUGGUAUUUCUUCAAAGGCGAUGGGAAUCAUGAAUUCUUUCGUCAACGACAUCUUUGAGCGCAUUGCCGGUGAAGCUUCUCGUCUCGCUCACUACAACAAGCGCUCCACCAUCACAUCUAGAGAGAUCCAGACCGCCGUGCGUCUGCUGCUGCCCGGUGAGCUGGCCAAACACGCCGUGUCUGAGGGCACAAAGGCUGUGACCAAGUACACCAGCUCUAAGUAAAGCUUGACGCAAAGUUUUCAGCUACCACAAAGGCUCUUUUAAGAGCCACCCACAUUCUCACCUAAAGAGCUUUUAUAUGAUGUCCGACUGAAUUAUAAGCUUCUACGCUGUAUUACAAAAUUUCUUUUCUUUUUUUUUUUUUUUUUUUAACAAAGGUUGUAUGGAGUUAAUCGGAUGUUAAAAUUAGACUUAUAUCUGUGCUUUGUCGUUCUUUCACACUCUGAAGAAAAAUACGUUAUCUGCAAGGUAGUUAAAAUAAAAAAGGGUUGUGUUAACUCUCAUCAACCUCAAAUAAAUAAUUUGAUGUUUUAGUAUAACUUUUGAGUUGUUUCAUCUUCACAAAUCUCAUUCAGGAGUUACUUUUUUAUUCGUACAAGAAUAAACUCACUCGUACACCCAUGUGCAAGUGUGUUAUACUAGUUCUGCUUUGUAGAAGAAAUAUGUCCAUGUGGUUUAUGUAACAAAACGUUAAUAAGGCAGGUCUUCCUCUGACAAUGGGUCUCAUAAUGAGACAAUGCAAGCUUUUGAUAUGCGGAAAUUUUUUUUGAGUGUCCCAGAUAAUUGUUCAUUAUUAAAACGCUUUGAGAAUCUGUGCAAAUAGGAACAGUCUCUAAGACCACAAUUCUUAAAUAAAUUUGAUCUUAAGUAUCAAGGAUAAAUAUUCUUUAACACAACGUGU
This is a messenger RNA of Labeo rohita (rohu), 1158 nucleotides long. RefSeq names its product histone H2B-like. The transcript has a single exon. Bases 105 to 479 code for a protein of 124 amino acids. Gene Ontology annotation, molecular function: DNA binding; structural constituent of chromatin; protein heterodimerization activity. The record is from RefSeq and is a predicted model, not a curated record. Lineage: Eukaryota; Metazoa; Chordata; Actinopteri; Cypriniformes; Cyprinidae. Gene Ontology annotation, cellular component: nucleosome.